AUGAGCCACCUUAGCAACGUCCCAAACCAGAAGCAGGGCGAGUUCCAGCCCGGCCCCAAGCCGUCCGGCGACCACCAGUGGCCCAAUGGACCCUGGCCAAAUGACAAGGUAAGCCUGAAUUCGAACACCUUACCGAUAUUACAGCGUGCCAACCCCCAUCCGCAGCAUGCCCCCGGCGUAAAAGCCACCCCAGCAGAUAACGUGCCGGAAUUCCACGCCCAAACCCACCCACCGGGCACCGCACCCGCCGGCAGCUCCUACCAGCCCAACCCAAUCGACCACAGCGGCGAGCAGGCCAUGAACCCCAAUGUGCUGCGGAGCCAUGGCAAGGAGGGUGUGCGGACCACUGCGGAGUCGACCCUUUGGGGCGCGACCUCGAAGGAUGUGCACCAGCGUGCGGGACACCCUGGUACUGGACAGAGCAGUGCUGAGCUGCGCCAUGAUGGGCAGCAUACGAACAAGAACCCUGGACGUGGGUUGGAGGGGGCUAUGAAGGGUGUGAAAGAUGACUUUGGUUCGAGGACGGAACAGAUUCUCUCCAAAAAGCCUACUGCUGCCGAGGGCAGCCAUGCGGAGGGUUCCCGCCCUUAG
Molecule: messenger RNA, 591 nt
Organism: Aspergillus mulundensis
Lineage: Eukaryota; Fungi; Ascomycota; Eurotiomycetes; Eurotiales; Aspergillaceae
Exons: 1
Coding region: 1-591 (196 amino acids)
Source: RefSeq, a predicted model, not a curated record